This is a messenger RNA of Paralichthys olivaceus (Japanese flounder), 3690 nucleotides long. It is a transcript of the gene scara3, whose product is annotated as scavenger receptor class A, member 3. Lineage: Eukaryota; Metazoa; Chordata; Actinopteri; Pleuronectiformes; Paralichthyidae. The record is from RefSeq and is a predicted model, not a curated record.
UUAGUUUUUCUCAGGCUCUGGAUGGGAGAGGGAUGAUGCCAGAGAGCUGCAGGCAAACACACAUGUUCAAAACUUAGAGGAACUUUUUGCCAGUGACCUUCAGCACUGAUGCACUUGUUAAAAAUCUGUGCAUCCUUUUGUGCAUGUGACCGAAUCCUUUAAUUUAAGUGUUCCUCUCUGUGGAAGUCAUUUUUGGAACUUUUUGGACUUUGGUGACAAGUGGAAAAUGUUGCACAAAGUGAUUUUGCUGACACCUCAGGGGUAAAUUGCUGAAUCGCUGUUUUCUGGACAUUUGCUUUGUGGGGGAAAAAAAAAAUCUGAAGCAUCACCUGCAUCAUCGCGCUGAGCUUCAGCAAACUGGACAAGCUGCUAAUAGAGGAUUCUUGAGGCAGGAAUCAUGAAAGAUAACUAUGGUGGAUAUGAGAACCAGCUUUUCAAAGAGGAGGACCUGACAGGAGAGGAAGAGGAGAUGCCGUCCUUUAGAGGUCGCAGCAGAGGAGGCUGUGUGAGGUGCCGGCAGAGCCACUCGCUCCAGCUGGCCGUCAAAGUCCUCUAUGGAUUCGUCGCGUUCCUCAUCAUCACAGUGGCCGUGCUGGCAUCACUUGUCUUCAGGAAGGUGGACAGGAUGUCUGAGGAGGAGUCGAUCUACCACAGUAAAAUCACCAGAGUUCAACAAGGAAUCGAUGACCUGAGCUCCACCUCUAACUGCUCAGGCUGUCUGGAUGUGACGCUGUACAGCGAGGAGAUCAGCCGGCUGAAGAGAGAGUUCGAGGACAUCCAGAAAAUGAUACUGGGGCAGGAGCAGGUCCUGGACCAGGCGUCACAGUCCCAGGCCACUCUGAAGACCACCAACAGUCGGCUGAUACGUGAAAUGCAAAACCACCUGACGUCGAUCAGAUACCUCAACCAGUCCCUGGAGAGGUACCUGGAGCGGGUGGAGGCCUGGAAGGAUGUGAUCGAGGAAACUGAGGAGAAGAUGAACACUCUGACGGAGGAUCAGUACGAUGUCAAAGCUACGUCACAUCAGGUCAACACUACAGUGGCUCUCAGUGCAAUGUGGAUCGACGCCCUGCAGAGAAAAGCAGACGAGGAGACUCUGGUCCUCCAGAGGCUGACCAGCGACUGGCAGAACUACAGCCGCGUCCUGAACGCCAUCAAAUCCAACACAAGCAGCACCACGCAAACCAUGCGCUUCCUCCAGAACAACAUCGCUGCAGACCACCAGAGAAUCGCCAUGACCACCGAGGUGUACUACGCCCUCACUCAGCAGGUGAUGAACCUGCAGAUGCAGCUCGACAAUGUGACGUCUUUCAUGGAUGAACACGAGGAGAACAUGCAUGACCUUCACUACCAUUCCAGGUACUAUGAGAACCGCACAGGUGAACGUUUCUCUGCCUUGGACGGUCGUCUGAACUCCAUCACGAUGGAUAUCGACACGGUCUCCUCCAGCAUCAAUGCCACCGUCAGCCACGUCCAGAGCAUGUACAAGUACAUCAACAUCGAGAGCUCAUCCUGUCAGGGCCGCCUGGGCAGACACACAGAAGAUCUACAGAAUCUGAACAACACAGUCUUGUUACUCCUCCACUUAGCCGACACACUGAGGCAGCAGAACAUGUUGUUAAAUGUGCGACUGGACGUCGAUGUCAGGAACCUGUCCAUGGUGAUGGAGGAGCUGAAGCUUGUGGAUGUUCACCAUAACCAGCUCAUCAACAACUUCACUAUACUAAAAGGGGCUCCUGGACCCCCGGGGCCCAAAGGAAACCGUGGUGAAAAUGGUCCAAAAGGUCCUGUGGGACUGACUGGAAGCAAAGGUGACAGAGGCGCCUUGGGAAGUCGUGGAUCUGCUGGAGAGAAGGGGUCUCUUGGGCCCAAAGGUGGACCAGGUGAACCAGGGAUAAGUGGCAAUAGAGGGAUAGUAGGGGUCAAAGGAGCCAAAGGUUCUCUUGGUACACCAGGGCAACGUGGUGAAAGGGGCGAGAAAGGUGACAUUGGUCCCUCAGGUAAAGACGGUCUCCCGGGACCCUCAGGGCCUCCAGGGAUCCAGGGUCAGGCAGGACUACCAGGCAUCAUUGGACCAGCAGGACCAAGGGGGAAACCAGGGCCAGUAGGGCCACCUGGACCACCAGGAACCCCGGGACCUCCAGGCUUGCCAUACCCACCUGACCACAUGCAGAAGCAGACCGUGACAGCUGGUGCUGGGUCAAAGAGGCAGUAGAGAGGUGUCUGGAGAUAUGGUCCAGAACUAUGAAGGUUUAGAAUCAUCAGAGUCUGAAGGAAAAUCAUCCAUUGUGACUGGAGAUGUGACAAUCCAUUUGAAUGGGAUGUGCAAGACAAUGGAAAACUUUAUGAACAGAUGCAACACAUCAGAUUGGAGAUGGGGCUUUUACAAGAGGCCCUUCCCAAAUCUAGCAACAUGGCCACAAGAAAAGAACAACAGUAGAAAACAGAACUGCAGCCAUGGACUGAACUGCUGCUACAAAGUGAGACAUGAGAGGACUCAAGUCUGGAAGUGGACUGUGUUUGGACAGACUUUUUCUUCUAUUAGGUUCAAAUACAACAGACCUUCCCACCUGGUUGUCCACAUGCAAAUAUCAAUGUACAGAACGAGCUUAUAAUAGGGAAUAAAAACAUCCAUUAUUGAAUUUGAAGUGUUGCCUAUAGUUGAAUGUACUGGAAUUAAAGAAUGUGCAAAACCUCAUGGGGCUGGAGAGAUGUUAACCACAGAUUUGGACUUAACCUCCAGACUACUCCAAGGUUUACAUUCCCGUGCACUACUAUAUGGGCACAGAUUGACUCGCUUUAUCAUGUACACCAUUACAUAUGCUCUCUCUGGUGGAUAGCACUUUAUUGGUUCUUAAAGUGUAAAAAUUAAGGUCGGUUUGCUUUUAUUUCAGUUUGUCAGAGCAGGUACUCUGAAGACUUUGUUUGUAUCUACUGGGCAAAGCUAUCAUUUUAUGAUCUGUGUCUGACGAAGUUAAGUUGCAGAAUGGAGCUGGAGCCAGGAGGUGUUUAGCAUAAAGACUGGAAGGAAGGGGAAAUGGAUAGGAAUUACUUGACAAACUAAAUCCCUUUAAAACCACAGAUUGUCAUCGCUCAUAUAGAAUAGAUGGAUACCCAACCCGAGCAUAUCUGGACCCCAAGAGUUAGGCCCAGUUUGGACAAAAAUUACGAAAUAUUCAGGUUCUGGUCUGCCUCCACACAAUCGCAAUUGCAAACAUAUACCAAUUAAAACAAAGAAAAUACAACAUGGUCUCUUGUAGGAUUCAGGGGUUCUGUGACAUGCAUCAACAUUUUAGGAAGCUAGGCUAUUAUACACCCCACUUCCAGUCUUUAUGCUAAGCUAAGCUAAUCACCCCAGCGUUGUACCUUAUCCACGUACAUGAGAGUGUGUCUUCUCAUUGAACGUUGAAGUACUCACGUAAGAGACAAUGACGGCGAGGUCGAUGAAUAAUCAACAUGUAAAAGCGUUCUGGUAUCAAACUACCGGUCAAUCAGAGUUUGAUGUUGUUUCUUUCUUGAUUUCUGCCUAUGAAUUAUUGUGAUUGUGGAGCAAUGACUUUUGAGAGUGUUUACAUAACAUAAAUAACCAUUUACACUUCAAGCUUUACAAAAAGGGACACAUGCUACUUUUGUAAACCUGUGUGUUGUAAUGAAAUGCGACUGGCUUGCAUUGAACUUCAAUAAAUGAAA